AUGUCGCAGGAACGUCUAAGCAAUGACGAGUUCCUCACCCGCCUCAGCACCCUCCUCACCUCCACGCACGCCGCAACCCACGGCUCCGUCUACCUUACACAAAAACCCUUAACACCCACUGCCGAUGAAUCAACCACACUAUCGUCACAGGUCCUGAUCCGGGCCUCGAACGGCCUCUCAAAACCACACCGAACCGCGUCUAAAAAGGUAGCCAAGUCCGGCGAUGCGAAGAAGGAGAAAGUCAAGUUUGCGACCGUGGUCGAAGUUGCAGAGUUGGAGGCGUUUUAUACAAAGUAUGCAGAGACGUGUAAGAAGGGGAUGGAGGGGUUGAGGAAGAGGGAUAAGAAAAAGGCAAAGGAGAAGGCGAAGGCGAAGAAGAAGGGGAAAGGUGGUGCUGGUGGUGGUGGGGAGAAGGCUUCGGGGUCGUGA
Messenger RNA from Fonsecaea multimorphosa CBS 102226, 429 nucleotides. RefSeq lists its product as uncharacterized. NCBI's taxonomy places the organism in Eukaryota, Fungi, Ascomycota, Eurotiomycetes, Chaetothyriales, Herpotrichiellaceae. The coding region runs from base 1 to 429 and encodes 142 amino acids. The record is from RefSeq and is a predicted model, not a curated record. The transcript is spliced from 2 exons. Gene Ontology annotation, cellular component: signal recognition particle, endoplasmic reticulum targeting. Gene Ontology annotation, molecular function: 7S RNA binding; endoplasmic reticulum signal sequence receptor activity. Gene Ontology annotation, biological process: SRP-dependent cotranslational protein targeting to membrane.